CUCCCCUGCCCGGCUACCGCCUCCCCUGCCCGGCUUCCGCGUCACAGUCUUGAACGCCACCUGCCCCGGUAUAAAGGCGCCGCCGGCCUGGAUCCCGGGACUCGGCCCCAUGGAGACGCCGCCGGCCGUGGCUGGCGCUUGGCGGGGAGCUGUGACGGGUGCUUCCCACCAGUCUGAGCUGUGAGUGUCUGGUCCAGAGAGGCCCACGCAGGAAGCCAGUCCCGCCAUGAGUCUGUGGGAACUUGAAGACAGCCUCAGCUGCCAAGGUACCCCCAGGCCCGCCCAGGAGCCCACUGCUGAGGAGGCAUCAGCUGCAGAGCUGCAAAUGAAGGUGGAUUUCUUCCGGAAGCUGGGCUACUCAUCCACUGAGAUCCACAGCGUUCUGCAGAAGCUGGGGGUCCAGGCGGACACCAACACAGUGCUGGGCGAGCUCGUGAAACAUGGGUCAGCAGCCGAGCCGGAGUGCCAGGCCUCACCAGACCCUGGCCAUCAGCUCCCCCUGGUCCCCCGGGGCGGGGGCACCCCCAAGGCUCCCACCCUGGAGCCCCCAUCCCCAGAGGAGAACAAGGAGGGCAGUGACCUGAGGCCCGUGGUCAUCGAUGGGAGCAACGUGGCCAUGAGCCACGGGAACAAGGAGGUCUUCUCCUGCCGGGGCAUCCUACUGGCAGUGAACUGGUUUCUGGAGCGGGGCCACACAGACAUCACAGUAUUUGUACCAUCCUGGAGGAAGGAGCAACCUCGGCCCGAUGUACCCAUCACAGACCAGCACAUCCUGCGGGAACUGGAGAAGAAGAAGAUUCUGGUGUUCACACCAUCUCGGCGCGUGGGUGGCAGACGGGUGGUGUGCUAUGACGACCGCUUCAUCGUGAAGCUGGCCUUCGACUCGGAUGGGGUUGUGGUCUCCAAUGACACAUACCGGGACCUCCAGGGCGAGCGGCAAGAGUGGAAGCGCUUCAUUGAGGAGCGGCUGCUCAUGUACUCCUUCGUCAAUGACAAGUUCAUGCCCCCCGAUGACCCCCUGGGCCGCCACGGGCCGAGCCUGGACAACUUCCUGCGAAAGAAACCGGUCUCAGCCGAGCACAGGCGGCAGCCCUGCCCCUAUGGGCGGAAGUGCACCUAUGGGAUCAAGUGCCGGUUCUUCCACCCGGAGCGGCCGAGCCGCCCCCAGCGCUCGGUGGCUGAUGAGCUCCGUGCCAACGCCCUGCAGUCACCCCCUAAGCCCCCAAGCAAGGACAAAAGUGGCGGACGGCCUGCACCGGUGUCUCAGCCCGGCUCUCUGCCAGCAGAGCAUGAGCAGUGCAGCCUGGAAGGGAAGAAGUUGGGCGCACAGGCAUCCUCUGGGCCCCGCCGGGAGGGUCUGACACAGACCUUUGCUCCUGCGGGCAGGAGCCUCCCUCCCAGCGGGGGCACUGGUGGUAGCUUUGGGCCCAUAGACUGGUUCCCGCAGACCAUGGAUUCCCUCCCGUGCACCUCCCAGGAAUGCCUGGACUCGGGCAUCGGCUCCCUGGAGAGCCAGCUGUCAGAACUGUGGGGAGUUCGAGGAGGCAGCCCUGGGGAGCUGGGCCCACCUCAGGGCCCUUAUGCUGGCUACAACCCCUAUGGGGCUGAGCUCCCAGCCUCUCCAGCCUUCUCUGCCUUUGGACGGGCCUUGGGUGGUGGCCACUUCAGUGUCCCUGCUGACUACCCACCCCCACCAGCCACCUUUGCACCUCGAGAGUACUGGUCUGAGCCUUACCAGCUGCCCCCACCCACUCCAGUCCUGCAGGAGCCCCAGGUGUCGGGCUCAGGGGCUGACAGGGGCCCAUGGGGCGGGGCAGGCAGCCUGGCCAAGAAGCGAGCCAGUGUGUACACCAAGCUGUGCGGUGUCUUCCCCCCACACCUGGUGGAGGCUGUGAUGGGGCGCUUCCCACAGCUACUGGACCCCCAGCAGCUGGCUGCUGAGAUCCUCUCCUACAAAUCGCAGCACCUCAGUGAGUAAGCCAGCUUGGGGCCCACACAGGCAGCAGCCUCCAGGGGCUGUCGAGCUGCCCGUUCCCACCCUGGAGGCUGGAGAGAGGGAGGAUUAAAGUAGGGAAGGGAACCCACAAACCAAAGAUACUGUAGGAUUGGUUCUGUCCCACCCGGCAUGUCAAGCUGUCUGCCCGAGUGAGUCAGAAGCGAUCACCCUGUUGAUGCACAUUGUAUCUCUGUAGUUUAAGGAGACACUGCCGGUAACGGCCAUCAGUCUGUGGUUGAAGCCUAAACCCUUCUUCCUCUCAGAAGGCAGGGAGGGAGACAGGGGGGAGCUGAGGCCUGGGCUGGGGGCCCUGCGCACGGCCCCCCACCUCCUCCCCGUCCCUGGGACGCCGGCCUUGGCCGGCUAGUUGGGCACUGUGUGCCCGCCCUCCAAGGGCCCCUCCUCUAAGCCAAUGAGGCCUCGUCCAUGCUCUCUCUCAGCACGAGGCUUCAUGUUAGUAAGCAAGAUGCUUCUUAAUAACCCUCCUUCUGUCCCACUGUUUGCCUGUCCCAUUACCCAUGCCGUGGGGGUUGUGGGUCCUCUGCCCCCACCCUCCCUUUUCCCCCUUCCUCUGUACUCGGGGUCAUCCUGCCCACCCCAAGGAUGGGCAACCCAGGACACAGGUAUGUGUGUACCCCUGUGAUGUUGACUGUUUUAAGUGGAAAGUCCUUGCCUCCCUUAAUACAUCAAUAAAGUACAUUGUGAGCCCCUUCAA
Molecule: messenger RNA, 2711 nt
Organism: Manis pentadactyla (Chinese pangolin)
Lineage: Eukaryota; Metazoa; Chordata; Mammalia; Pholidota; Manidae
Gene: ZC3H12A
Product: zinc finger CCCH-type containing 12A
Exons: 6
Coding region: 227-1978 (583 amino acids)
Biological process (GO): nuclear-transcribed mRNA catabolic process, RNase MRP-dependent; 3'-UTR-mediated mRNA destabilization
Cellular component (GO): cytoplasmic ribonucleoprotein granule; nucleus
Molecular function (GO): RNA endonuclease activity; mRNA binding
Source: RefSeq, a predicted model, not a curated record